Messenger RNA from Penicillium antarcticum, 819 nucleotides. RefSeq lists its product as uncharacterized. The coding region runs from base 1 to 819 and encodes 272 amino acids. Lineage: Eukaryota; Fungi; Ascomycota; Eurotiomycetes; Eurotiales; Aspergillaceae. The record is from RefSeq and is a predicted model, not a curated record. The transcript has a single exon.
AUGCUGAAACCCUACACCCGUGCUAAUAUGACCGACCCCUCUACUCCAAUUGCCGAACCAAUCUCCUCCGAUGAGGUGGACGACAACUGGUCAGGGCUGACCGACCCGGCUGAGCGUCGACGGCGGCAAAACCGCAUCAACCAGCGGGCUUACCGUAAGCUGCAUGCCCCAGUCGAUCUACAUAGAACGGACGCUAAUUUGGAUCUGAAAGGGAAGCGUAAGCGGCUCCAAAACAAAGAAACCCACCCUAAGACCCUGGUAAAAUCGACCAAGUCGGCACCGUCGACAUCGUCGACAUCGCCCCAGUCAGAUGACUCUGUCACUCCAGAUGGCUCGAAGGUGAAGUCAUGUUGCAGCCCCGGAGUUCUGCAAGAUCUACUGGAGAAAUUCGCCAAAUCCGCAAUUGAAAGCUACGCACGCGGCGAUCCCGCGGCCGACCACCUCAUGACCCUGACGAAAGUCAACGUCUUCCGAGCCUUCGCACAGAACCUUGAGUUGAUCGGCUGGUCACCAUACUGGAUGGACGAUGACGCCAUCUCUCUCUUCAACCAAGCCUUACCACAACGAGAAUUCACGCCAGACGAUCAUAGCCACAUCCCACCUACUCUCCGCCCCACACGAGUCCAAAAAAAACGCCGCACCACCCCUGGCUGGAUUUCUUCCCUCUCCCCAAAAUGCGCGACAAUCUCAUCGAAGCAGGCGAUGAAUGGGAUGAUGUGCAGCUUUGCCAUGACAUCAUGGGAUUCUGGGGCGAGUCGACGAUGGACGCCGGGCUAUUGGUGUGGGGGGAGCCUUGGGAUAUUCGCAAUUGGGAGGUGA